AACACACAAGGAAAAAACAACAAUCACAACAGCUGAGGAACGGAAAAUUUUCUGUGUGUUUUACUUUUCGUGACGCAAAAAAGCCAACCGAAAUCAUCGUUUUCGCAAUUACUUUUGUCGGGUGGUAGUGGAAACAUUUUCCGGACGUACUACAUCAUGCAGCGAUAAGGUGACCAGUGUCUGGUGUCGUCGGUGUGAAUCGGAAACUUCGGCACAAAAAGAAAACCGAAAAAACUUCCCACCCUCAGUAUGUUCGGGCGUACCGAAACGAAUAAGGACAGUUUUCUCGUCCAGACGAAAGCGGCGCGGGAAGAGCGUGCCAAUGAACGGGCACAGGAAGAACGGCGGGACCGUUCAAUAUUGCUGCUACAGCGUAAUAUCCGCGGAUGGUUGGCAAGGACCAAAUUUCGCCAGACAAUUCUAACUGAAUUCGACGAACUGCUUCCACCGGUCACGAACGUUGGUAAACCGAUCGACCUUAAACCGAGCCUUGCCGUUUACUGUGCCGCAAGCCAUUUUCUGCUGCAAUGGAAAGCGGAUACGGCCGCACCCGAGUCAGCACAGCACCGGGAGCGGUUGGAACGUUUGUGCCGGUAUUUGGUCGCAAGCCUCGAAUCGGAUUCACCCAAAACCAGCUACAUUGGCGUGGCGUUCAACAAAGAGCUAAGCUUAGCUUGGAUACGCCACAUUAAGAAGCUGCUGUAUCGAUGCUGCACGGCGAUCGAGCUUCUAAAGCCCGAGGUGCAUAGCGAUAGCAUAUCAUUGGCCUUAUAUUUGCACACGCUGGUCGCGUUUACGUCGAUCAACAGUUGGGCACUGUUGCGCAAUAAAUCGUUGGCCGGGUUAAAGCCCGGUAUGAUGCAGCUGUGCGCGAACGUGAUGGGUGAUCUCGUACAGAAAGGGUUCUACCUAACAUUGCGCCAAGUGCUCGUGAAAGGCACCUGUCGGCCGGUAGUGAAUCUAAAACCCAUUUCACUCACAGCACUAGUGACGCUCGCCCUACGACCGCUCGUUUCGUCCGGGUACAGUGAGAAUCUACUCAGCCAGUUCCUGGUGCAGAUCCUUUCCGUACCCGGUAUGAUCGCACAGCUCGAACAGUUAACGCCCGAAUGUCUCGUAAGCAUUCAAUCGCAUGGAACGCUGGAAAAAACGCUCGAUCUGCUGGCCGGUGAACAAUCGACCAAGUUCGUGGUGGCCAGCCUGCAGAAUAGCAAUCUGCUUGCGCUGCUCGCAAACGUGGUGCAGCUGUACUAUCUGGAACCGCCGGAAAAUGCGGCCAAACUGGCCUAUCCUGCUUUUACGUUCGUUGUGACGCAGUUGCUGAACGGUAUACUGAACAGCUUGAGCCAAGCCGGUGGUGCCUUCACGCAGUGGCAUGAACUGUUGGGAUGGUUUUCACCCGGGAAAGAUCGUUUGCAGCACGAAAAUUUGCCGCUGAUCAAGAAACAGAUCCAUCUGCUGUGGAACCAUCGGAUCGUGAAGCUGUUGCUGGGGGAUAAUCUGAAGGAGCUGGCAGUUGGGUACGAGACGAUCGAUUAUCCCAUCCCGACCGGUAACAGUACGGGGAAUCUGUUGAAGCGUGCGCUUACCUUUGAGCGUAGUUCGAUGAAAGGGCAACCGAAUAAGGCGGGCAAAACGUACCGGAAGCUGGGCUCGGCUGAAGUUUCCCGUGUGGCACUAACUUGUUCGAUGUAUCACGCUGCACUGAGUGCGCUGUCGCAGUUACGGUUGGACAUUCUUUCCGGUCUUUGCUACAACGAUACGGUACUGCACGAUCUUUGGCUGCUGCUCGGAUCGAUCGGUCCAAACUGUGGUUUGAAGGGCUUCAUCGAGCUGCUGCAAGUUAGCCAAACGAAUUAUGCACCACCGUUGCUGCUUCUAUCACUGUUUUGUGACUGCAUGACCCACUACGUAACUAUUUUAGAUGAUUUGGAAAUGUACGAACAGCAGACACCGUUUACACUGAACGAUUAUAUUGUGCUGUCACACUUUCUGAACACAUUCCUGUACCGGACCAUCCAGGAUCAGAUACUGGACGCGAAGACGGCAACAAGUGCACCCCUGUUCGUGUCGAUACACACGCUGCUGUUGUGCCUUUACCGGCGUGACUGUCGACGGCAGUUUGCACCACCGAACCAUUGGCUAAUCCGUGACAUUAGGCCUUCGCACUUUCUAGCCGAUCUGGAGAAGGGUAAAAAGCAUACGCAGAUUUUACUGCAAAAAAUGCCACACAUUAUUCCGCACGAGGACCGGGUGCAGCUGUUCCGGAAGUUUGUACAGAACGAAAAAGCUGUACUAGGAUUGACGGAAUCGGCCUGCGCAUCACCGAGCUCCGCCCUGGUUACCGUCCAUCGGGAUCGUAUCGUGGAGGAUGGUUAUCGGCAGCUGGCCGCAUUACCACCGCACGGCUUGAAAGGUGUCAUUCGGGUACGGUUCAUUAAUCAGCAGGGAUUGGAUGAGGCGGGUAUCGAUCAGGAUGGUGUGUUUAAGGAAUUUUUAGAAGAAACCAUCAAACGGGUAUUUGAUCCAUCGCUGAAUCUGUUCAAAACGACCACGGAACAACGGCUCUAUCCAUCGCCCACCUCACACAUGCAGGAAAACCAUCUGGCAUUGUUUGAAUUUGUGGGCCGUAUGUUGGGCAAGGCGGUAUACGAGGGCAUCGUAGUGGAUGUACCAUUUGCCUCGUUCUUUCUGUCGCAAGUGCUCGGCCAGACGCAGCAAGCGUUGUACAGCUGCAUGGAUGAGUUGCCAUCGCUCGACAAGGAACUGUACCGUAGCUUAACGUUUAUCAAACACUAUCAGGGCGAUGUGGCGGAUCUGGAUUUAACCUUCAGCGUGGACGAAGAUGUGAUGGGAAAGAUAGUGACCCACGAGCUCCAUCCGGGCGGUAAAGCACGGGCGGUUAAUAACGAUAAUAAAAUUAAUUACAUCCACUACAUGGCUUACUUCCGUAUGCACACACAGAUCCGUGACCAAACGGCCGCCUUUAUACGCGGAUUUCGUUGCAUCGUUAAUCCGGACUGGUUGGCACUGUUUUCCACACCGGAACUGCAAAGACUUAUAUCGGGCGAUACAUCGCCACUGGAUUUGAAGGAUCUGCGCAAACAUACCCAGUAUUAUGGUGGCUUUCACGACGGUCAUCGGGUGGUCGGUUGGCUGUGGGAUAUUCUUGCCAAAGAUUUCACCGAAGAGGAGAAAAAAUUGUUCCUCAAGUUUGUUACGAGCUGUUCGAAACCACCGCUGCUUGGCUUUGCCCAUUUGGAGCCACCGUUUUCCAUACGUUGCGUGGAGGUGGGCGAUGAUGAGGACAUCGGUGAUACGGUCGGUUCGGUCAUACGCGGGUUCUUCACCAUCCGCAAGAAGGAUCCACUGAACCGGCUGCCCACAUCGUCCACCUGCUUCAACCUGCUCAAGCUGCCGAAUUAUCAGAAGAAGAGCAUGUUGCGGGAUAAGCUGCGAUACGCAAUAUCCAGCAAUACCGGGUUCGAGCUGUCGUAAGCUGUUGACGAUGCGAACUUUCUUCCCAUUCAGGCCCGAUCCGAUACGGUGCAAUGUGGUAAGGCGGAUCGGGCAGAUUCUUAUGAAUUCAGAAGAAGAUAUAUAAUCCAUUAAACUGUGAUAGUAAGCGUGUAAGGAUAUUCAUUUGGGGCCACAGAAGCGAAUCGUGAAUGGAACAGGAACAGUUGGAGUUGGAAGUUUGACGUUCUCCAAUGAAUAUCCUCGCCCCUCCCGGCGCGUGUUUGGUAUUUAGUGAAGCAACUGUGCAAUCGGCGAUCAAUAAUAUGUAGGUGCAAACCAGUGGCAGUUGAAUUGAACCCAGUGUUUUCGAUGUUUCACAAUGUGUGAUGCGUUUGGUGUAUAUCAAUAGUAGAAUAUUUAUGGUAUUGCGUUUGGUAUGUCUUUGUGUGUGUGUGUUGUGUGUAACAAAAAAACAAGGAAAGCGUGUCAGAACAGUUAGAAACUGUAUGUAGUGUUGUAUGCGUGUGGCUUGAUGGAAAUGCGAAGAAAAGGGAAACUGCAAACGUGUAUCAAGUGAAAGCACACAAAACGUUCAAGUCAGACGGUAUAUAAAUGGAACUGUGUUUAUUUUAUAUUCGUAACAUUACAGGCAGCGGUAGUAGUGCAACAAAAAAAACAAAACAAUGAUAAUCCUAAUAUUUAUAUACUAUUGUAGUAAGAUAAGAAAGUAUUUUUUGAACGUGUCUAGAAACGAUUAUUUGUGUUGCAUGCGACAAAACAAGAAGAAACAAAACAAACAAACAAACAAACCGUUAAAAACGGGUGUACUACACAUAUUCUUACAAUCCCACAAUUUGGUGCAAACAGGUAUCCACGCAUGGACCCGAAAUAGAUCGAAACGCGAAUUUUCGUAGGAAAAAAUGUUUGCACAAAAACAUCUUCACACAACCAGAUCGGCGGUGUAGUAACAUUACACACGUAACUGAAAUCAAUCAUACAAAUAGUUGAUGAAAAUAUGUAAGGGUCCGAAUAUGAAUAAAUGAUGAACUAGGGGCUUAA
Messenger RNA from Anopheles funestus (African malaria mosquito), 4518 nucleotides. Its product is annotated as ubiquitin-protein ligase E3B. Gene Ontology annotation, biological process: protein polyubiquitination; ubiquitin-dependent protein catabolic process. The transcript is spliced from 8 exons. Gene Ontology annotation, molecular function: protein binding; ubiquitin protein ligase activity. Lineage: Eukaryota; Metazoa; Arthropoda; Insecta; Diptera; Culicidae. Bases 250 to 3498 code for a protein of 1082 amino acids. The record is from RefSeq and is a predicted model, not a curated record.